UCCAUGUUUGUCUAUUCCUUUUUCCUUGCGACCGUGUCACCGCGUGGUUCACGAUCGCGUUUAAUUUAAGAAACAAUCAAAAUGGCAAUCCGACCAGUAUACAGGCCAAAAAUCGUUAAAAAGCGAACAAAAAGGUUUAUUCGCCAUCAAUCAGAUCGCUAUGAUAAACUUAAGCGUAACUGGCGUAAACCAAGAGGUAUUGACAACAGAGUGCGCAGGCGUUUCAAGGGUCAGUACCUGAUGCCCAACAUCGGUUACGGAUCCAACAAGAAGACCCGUCACAUGCUCCCCAAUGGCUUCCGUAAGGUCCUAGUACACAAUGUACGCGAGUUGGAAAUCCUCAUGAUGCAAAACAGGAAAUACUGCGCAGAGAUCGCCCACGGAGUCUCCUCCAAGAAACGGAAGACGAUCGUGGAACGCGCGCAGCAGCUCAGCAUCAGAGUCACCAACGCGGCCGCCCGUCUCCGCAGCCAGGAGAACGAAUAAAUUUACGUUAAUUAAAAAAAAAGUUUUAAAAACA
Molecule: messenger RNA, 520 nt
Organism: Galleria mellonella (greater wax moth)
Lineage: Eukaryota; Metazoa; Arthropoda; Insecta; Lepidoptera; Pyralidae
Gene: RpL32
Product: 60S ribosomal protein L32
Exons: 3
Coding region: 82-486 (134 amino acids)
Biological process (GO): translation
Cellular component (GO): cytosolic large ribosomal subunit; ribosome
Molecular function (GO): structural constituent of ribosome
Source: RefSeq, a predicted model, not a curated record